Messenger RNA from Tribolium castaneum (red flour beetle), 2365 nucleotides. RefSeq names its product probable ATP-dependent RNA helicase ddx42. The transcript is spliced from 2 exons. The record is from RefSeq and is a predicted model, not a curated record. Bases 614 to 1861 code for a protein of 415 amino acids. Gene Ontology annotation, molecular function: zinc ion binding; nucleic acid binding. Lineage: Eukaryota; Metazoa; Arthropoda; Insecta; Coleoptera; Tenebrionidae.
UUGUAAUGUACCCAUUAUAAAUAUCCCUUUAACGUUAUAAUUAUCAUUAUCAUUAGUAAACAUCUUUCAUUAUCAUUAGCAAACGUCUUAAAUUUAAUUUGUAUCAUCUACAUCCGGCAUGUUCAACUUUGUACCUAAUUACUUUACUAUCUCGAGUCCACUUUUAUUUGUACAUUCUUCCGCUUAUCGCCUUUCAUCCCUCUAUAUAUAAGAAAUCAUUUUUAUGUUAUAGGGCAGUCAGAAUAAGUUAGUUGUUACUGUACGACCUAAUGUCAAUUCCAAAUUCCAAAUUUUAAUAAAUUAUAGUAGUAGUUAGAAGUAAAGUGCUGGAGUUUCUCUUUCCCAUCACCGGACCAUCACAAAAUUGGUGUCAGAAGUGGGAUCGUAAUAGUGCGGUUGGAAAAUUUAUUUCAAAUUCAAUUUGAAAUUUCAAUCAGCAAGUUUGGGAAACUUCGAUUUGGGCUAUCGUCCAUCAUCCAGUGGUGCAACAUCCAGGUGACAAACGGCGAUAUUCAACCCCAGACGUGAAGGUUUUCGAAAAUCGUGUGGUCCAGUGUAACAUAAUGGGAUUCCAGCAGUUAUCUUCCCUUGUGUAAGUGAAUUUAUUUGUUUGAUGCCAACAACGAGAUCUAUGUCAAAACACAAAAAGGAAGCUACGACGAAUUUAGAAGGAGCUACCGCGUCUAAUCCACAUUCAAUCGGUUCAGAAGAAACUAACACGAUUGAUUCCGUUACGCCCAAUUCGGAUCAAAGUAGCCUCAAUAAUUUAAGUAUUCAAUCAUCUAGUAAUUUAAUUAACCCUAACUUAAAUCUCACCAACAUGUCGAUUUCACUAGAGUUAGCAGAAAAAAUGUUAAUUAAGUUUGAUGGAACCAAAUCAAUGUUGUUCGAAUUUAUAGAUAAUUGUGAUCAAGCUCAUAAUCUUGUUGGAGUUGCAAAUCAACCACUUUUACUUUCAAUUAUUAAAACCAAAUUAACGCAUAACGCGAGAACUUUAACACGUAAUAGAGAAUUUGCAAAUUGGAAACAAUUAAAGAAACAUUUACUAGAUUUGUAUUCAGAUAAACGUACAGUUGGUCAAUGGCAAUUGGAGUUAAAUUCCUGUCGGCAAAAUCACAAUGAAAGUGUCGUUUCUUUUUCAAAUCGUGUAGAAACAUGCUACGUAAAAUUAAUAAAUUCGUUAAGUGACAAUUUAACCGAAGAAGUACGCAACGGAAACAUUGAUUUACUGCAAAAUGAAGCUUUGAACGUUUUUAUCACGGGAUUAAAUAAAGAUUUGUCAAUUUUAGUUAAAGCUCAAAAACCGGAUACAUUAGAAAAAGCAAUCUCGAUCGCGAUUAACGAGGAACAGGAACUUAAAUCCAAAUACGAAAUUCAUAAAUAUCAAAACGUAAAUAAUAAUUCGUCAAGUAGAUUUUGUAAUUAUUGUAACAAAUCGGGUCAUAAUUCAUUUAAUUGUCGGAACAAAAAUCAACAACACAACCAGAACAAAAAUUUUAAUAAUGUUCACCGAAUUCAGAAUCACACACAUAUCAAUUCUCCAAGUACCAGUAAUUCCUCAAAAUUUAAUCGUAACAAUUUCCAUAAUAAUAAUUCUUCCUCUAAAAUCCAGCCAAGAUCUAACAAUGAUUUUCAAAGAAAAUUCUGUAAUUACUGCAAGAACAAUGGUCAUUUAAUUAACGAGUGUCGUAAAUUACAAUAUAACCAGUCGCGAAAGGAACAAAAUAAUAAUUCCCGCAUUAGAUCUUCAUCACAGUCCCUACAAAAUUCAAACGGCAGUAAUUUAAACUGCCCGGGCUCUUCGACGUUGGCGGAGAACUCGAGGACUGCCCACCAAAUUUCCGCCGAAUUGCAACAUUAAACAUUGCUGCUGUAACAAGUUAUAUUCCAUUAAAUAUUGCUCAAUUAAAAAAUCAUCCAGGUAAAUUCCUUUUAGAUACCGGUGCUGACAUUUCGCUUGUAAAAAUUUCUCAUCUUAAAGGUCAAACUCAUUGUUAUGAAGACAAUCUUAUCACUCUGAAGGGUAUUGAUAUAAACGUGACUCAGCAUACGAAAACAUUGUGCUAUACUUAUUUAGAUUUCUAUAUCGGCAAUCAGAAAUUUACACAUAUUUUUCAUGCAGUUCCCGAUAAUUUCCCGAUUCCUUUCGACGGUCUUUUAGGUAACGACUUUUUAAAAUCGUUCAACUGCCUAAUUGAUUAUCAAAAUGAUAAACUAUUUAUAAAUGAUAAACAUCUAGAUAUAUUCCAUUUAGAAUAUCCCAUACGUGCGCAAAUUCAACGCGAUUACAAAUCAAAAUUUUCACAAUCUAAUUCUAAUCCUCCAUUAAGUCAGAACAUUCCUGCUUACAAUGAAAAAUUUUCUU